GACCUGCAUUUUACUACACUGACCAAGAAUAUUGACUUGAGACAUUGGGUUAAAUUACCUCUGCAGAGAGAGUGGGGUACAUUGCCUGGAAUUAUGGCCACAGAGAGCCUAGUUGAACUCCGCGAUUGGCUGUUCCUACUUCUCCUAUGCUUGACAUUAUUGGUUGAAGUCCUCGAGUUCGCUGCAGCAACAGCUGCUGCCGCGGAGGCAGCUCUUGGAGAGGCGGAGCUUCAGGGAGACGUCCCAUGCCCCUCAGCUUGCAGGUGCGAUGAUGGCUUCAUUUACUGCAAUGACCGUGGCUUGAGUAUCAUCCCACCAUUACCAUUAACGGCAGCUGUGCUCUAUCUGCAAAACAACCGCAUCGACAAUGCUGGGCUACCAACAUCUUUAGAGCGACAACUGACUGUGCGAGUAGUUUACCUUUAUGAUAAUGAACUUGAUGAUUUUCCAACACAUCUGCCUCCGUCGCUACGAGAACUUCACCUACAGGACAACAAUAUACGAACUUUACCCCGUUCCGCUCUUGCACGGCUUCCCCUACUGGAGAAGCUUCACAUGGAUGACAAUUCAGUUUCAACCGUAAGUAUAGAAGACAAAGCAUUCGCCAACAAUCCGAGGCUGCGUCUUCUUUUCUUGUCACGCAACCACCUCUCGAGUAUACCAUCAGGACUGCCUGCAUCACUUGAGGAACUCCGCCUAGAUGACAAUCGAAUUUCAACUAUUCCAACACAUGCAUUUCGAGGUCUCUCCUCUCUAAGACGUCUCUUCCUUGAUGGGAAUUUGCUGGCAAAUCAGCGUAUCGCAGAUGAUACAUUCUCACGGCUGUCUAAUCUCACAGAGCUCUCUCUGGUUCGUAACUCGCUCCAGGCACCACCA
Sinocyclocheilus grahami is the source of this 876-nucleotide messenger RNA. RefSeq names its product leucine-rich repeat transmembrane protein FLRT1-like. Gene Ontology annotation, molecular function: protein binding. The record is from RefSeq and is a predicted model, not a curated record. The transcript has a single exon. NCBI's taxonomy places the organism in Eukaryota, Metazoa, Chordata, Actinopteri, Cypriniformes, Cyprinidae. The annotation marks the transcript as partial.